This is a messenger RNA of Sinocyclocheilus grahami, 693 nucleotides long. RefSeq names its product CAD protein-like. Gene Ontology annotation, molecular function: aspartate carbamoyltransferase activity; carbamoyl-phosphate synthase (glutamine-hydrolyzing) activity; dihydroorotase activity. The record is from RefSeq and is a predicted model, not a curated record. Gene Ontology annotation, biological process: UTP biosynthetic process; L-glutamine metabolic process; 'de novo' pyrimidine nucleobase biosynthetic process. The annotation marks the transcript as partial. NCBI's taxonomy places the organism in Eukaryota, Metazoa, Chordata, Actinopteri, Cypriniformes, Cyprinidae. The transcript has 5 exons. Gene Ontology annotation, cellular component: cytosol; cytoplasm.
AUGGUGGGUUAUCCAGAGGCUCUCACAGAUCCCUCUUACAAGUCUCAAAUACUAACUCUGACAUAUCCGCUGAUUGGCAAUUAUGGUGUUCCUAAAGAUGAAAAUGGAGAGUUUGGACUCAGCAAGGCUGGGUAUGGUAAUCGUGGCCAUAACCAACCCUGCAUCCAUAAAGGAACAAAUCGCUGUUUCAUCACCUCUCAGAAUCAUGGGUUUGCUGUGGAUCCCAAAACUCUUCCAGAAGCCUGGGAUGUGCUCUUCACCAACGCCAAUGACAAAACCAGUGAGGGCAUCGUUCACAACCACAAACCGCUCUUCAGUUCUUCUCAGGCUAUAAAAGCUCUGAAAGAAGAGAACAUCCAAACCGUUCUCAUCAACCCGAACAUUGCCACAGUACAGACCUCAAAGGGCCUGGCAGACAAAGUCUACUUCCUCCCUAUUACACCAGAGUAUGUCACACAGGUGAUAAAGAACGAGCGUCCAGAUGGGGUGUUGCUCACAUUCGGUGGUCAGACGGCCCUGAAUUGUGGUGUGGAGCUCACUAAGCAAGGAGUGCUGGAAAAAUACAAAGUGCGUGUGCUUGGAACCCCAGUGGCCUCCAUAGAGAUGACUGAAGACCGAAAGGUCUUUGUGGAGAAGAUGGAGGAAAUCAAUGAGCAUGUUGCCCCCAGUGAAGCAGCCAUGUCUGUUGAACAG